AAUGCGAGCGGGAGGGACCUGGAGUCUGAACAGCCUGUGUAGCUGCUGCUAGCUAGCCUGGCUGUGCUGCUGAGCAAUGACAUGCUUUGACAUAGAAAUGCUAUUCCAACGGGGCACAGCGUCUCAUCAGCUAGGUUAGCUUGUUGGAGUGGAAAAAUAACUGGCUGCUAGCUAGGAGUCUAGAUAGUGUGACGCUUCUACAAAUUAAAUAUUUCCCAAAGGAAAUAAUAAAGGGUGGCCAUCAGCAAUCAGGUCAACAGAGACGUGUCAGAGACCUUGAAGUUCUCAGCUUUGAUGCAGUACAGUGUACCUAGUACAAGAUGACGGAAGAGGUGAUUGUCAUCGCCAAGUUUGACUACAUGGCCCAGCAGGACCAGGAGCUGGACAUCAAGAAAAACGAGCGCCUCUGGCUGCUCGAUGACUCCAAGUCCUGGUGGAGGGUUCGAAAUGCCACCAACAAAACAGGCUUUGUGCCGUCCAACUAUGUGGAGAGGAAGAACAGUGCCAGGAAAGCUUCUAUUGUCAAGAACCUCAAAGAUACACUUGGAAUUGGGAAGGUGAAGAGCAGAAAGGGUGGGAUGAGAGACACAGCAUCCAACGCCGACACAGACAUGUAUGCAGAUAACGGCGAGCGGCUGUACGACCUCAACUUGCCCGCCCUGGUCAAGUUCAGCUACUCAGCUGAGCGUGAGGACGAGCUGUCUCUGGUAAAAGGCACACGAGUGGUGGUGAUGGAGAAGUGCAGUGACGGGUGGUGGCGCGGCAGCUACAAUGGACGAUCGGGCUGGUUUCCAUCUAACUAUGUGACGGAGGAUGUGGAUGGGACGGCAGGGGGAGGGGGAAUUGGUGGCCUCGGUGACCCGGUCGGCUCACUAACAGAGAAGCUAGCGGCUGUGGUGAACAGCACCACGAAUGGGAACAGGGUGCUGCACACGGUUCAGGCACUCUACCCUUUCAGCUCAGGCAACGACGAGGAGCUGAAUUUUGAGAAGGGUGAGGUGAUGGAGGUCGUGGAGAAGCCAGAGAACGACCCGGAGUGGUGGAAGUGCCGCAAAGCAGAUGGACAGCUGGGCUUGGUGCCUAAGAACUACGUCACUGUGCUGGACUCCACCUCACAUAAACCCACAGCAGGGCUUGCUGGGCCACCCACACCUGACUGUGACUACAUCUCACCUUCAGGCAGUGGGCGCUUCGCGGGGAAGGAAUGGUACUACGGAAAGGUGACGCGCCACCAGGCAGAGGUGGCCCUCAACCAGAGAGGCUCAGAGGGAGACUUUCUCAUCCGAGACAGCGAGUCAUCACCAAACGACUUUUCCAUCUCCCUGAAGGCUCAGAGCAAGAACAAGCAUUUCAAAGUACAGCUGAAGGAAAACCUUUACUGCAUUGGACAGCGCAAGUUCAACUCUAUGGAAGAGCUUGUUGAACACUACAAAAAAGCCCCCAUCUUCACCAGUGAGCAGGGAGACAAACUGUACCUGAUCAAGGCCCUGGCUGCAUCCUGAUCCCUCUCUGUUACACACACACACACGCACUCACAUACACAGACACACACACACCUACACAUUGUUAACUGCAUCCGUAUAUACUGUAUACAUACAGAUACUUACACCAGGACACUCACUAACAUUUCAACUCUAAGCCUGAGGACUUAACACAUCAUCAGGACUUAAAUGCCCAAUUUGUGAGCAUUCCAAGUGGAGGUAUGGCAGCAAAAGCAUGGGAGAGACUCAGAGGAAUGGAGGGGGGAGACAAAAAGACUAUGGACUCCUGAAAGUUGACUACAGACCUUUUGGUCAUCUAUUUUAAAUUAUCAAGAUGUGCUAGGUCAUAGGCAGUGCCACGUAUUUCCAUCUUGAUAUCUAUUAGAGUUGCAUUUAGUUUCCUUUUUUGUUUUUGUUGAUAAUAUAUAAUCUUUUAACUGUUUCUUUUUAAAAUGUGAUGAUUUUUUAACUAUAUCCAAUACACAACAACAACCCGUAUGAGGCAUUUUUUGGAUGUUAGCAAAUUAAGAAUCUAUCCUAGACAGGUCUACAUUUUAACUCAUAUUUGUGUUGUCUGUCUUAACUCGUUCUUUAUGGUUGUGGAUGCACUAAUCCACAACUUCUGCUAAAUGCUAACCAUGAAUAAAAAUUAAGUGACCAAAAUAUAUUUAUUGAUACAAUUCUAUUAGGAUCAUCGUUGUAGAGAUUGGAAUAUCACACUUUGCAUAUAUGUGUUAUGUGAAGAUUCCUCCUCUUGUGCAAGGUCAAACCACAUAUUCAACUUCCUUUUUGUACUACAGAACUGCUUGUCUCACACAUUGCUGUAUCCAUAUCAUGUGAAUGUUACAAAGCCGAGGCACCAGAGACAGUGGGGGCUCAAAAAUCCCAUAACUUUGCAUGUAGACAGAAUAUUGUCCUCACACCUUCACUGGAAGAGAGAGACUGACGGAGCUUGUCUGAGUGUCUGAAGGUCAUGUGAAGAGUCAAAAAGUAGUUUCCCUCACAGUGUGGAGACUUUCUUAGUGCAGAGCAGACCCCCACCCCCAUGGAGUGUGACUGACAGCUGAUGCAUCGUCCCAGUGUUGCCAAAGGCGACGUCUCUCUGGAGAUUAGGAGGAAGGAGGGCAAUGGGGGGAGGUACACUGACCAGUUUUGAACUGGGGGGAAAAAUUAAGGGCCAGUCCAGAGGAUGAUGUCAUUGCUCCUGAAUUAGUGAUCACUGGAGGGAAUGGAGGAGUAAAAGGUCACGAAGGGGUCACGUUUGUGUGGUUGCAGAGCAUAUACAUCAAGCUAGGAGACGCCCUCUUCCUUAAGCGUACCCAAAGGAUUUUCAGAAAACAAUUCCUUAUGGCCAAGUACUGCUAGGAGAAAAGAAAACUAGUUUAAAUUAGUUGAUAUUUUCUUUGACAUCUGGGCAUUUAUUUCUGUGACUAAUGUAUAAGAGCAAGUUUUUUAAGUGUCUGUAAAGCCUCCUAGUUUGGGGAACACAGCUUGUUUUUCCCAAUGUGUGGCCAGUGUCAAGUUAGAAUACAUGUUUUCAGCACAACACAUGGUUUAUAUUAACAGUAAAGGUCUCUAGUGAAUGGGUAUUUGUUAGGCAAAAAUGGAACAAGUAGUGUUUGAAUGUCGAAGGGCAGCUAGUACCAGUCCCUGCAAUCAAAGCUGCAGCGGCGUUGGCAGGGAGCCGCUACAGCAGUGGGCUCAGGGAGACGACGACAACAAUGAUGAUCACGAUGCCUGCGAUGAUGAGUUCUCCAGCUGUGGCCAGUGGGACCCGAGCACAGAGAGAGAGAAAGAGAGGGCGAGAGUGGAGGAGGAAUGGAAAAAUGAACCCUAAAAAAACCAAAGGAGUGAAUUAGGAUCAAGGGAGGAGACUUGGAGAAUCUGUUCCACUGGAUAAGAGUAUCUGGAAAACCGCUCCCAGUCAUAUUUGGGUGGGGAAAAUGAACAGGCGAGGCCAACGCUGAUCAUAGUAGAGAAUAAAAGAUUUUGGAUGGGAGUAGUUUAGAAGGGCUUUUAAGGUCUAGUCAAUCCAAGCAUUAAAAAAAACAGUCAUGCCACACAGAGCACAAAACAUGGUUGUGAACCUUUUUUCUCUCCAUUCCCCAGGUGAUUGACAGAGCUACUCAUGCAAGAGCUGUGUGACGACAGUGUUUUCUGUUUUGGAGCUGCGAAAGAUGAAUUAUAAACAAUUACGUUUCAGUUUGAUUUAUAAUGGCUUAAAAGGGCAGGCUCUAAUUUUACAUCUACAGCACUGGUCAAAAUCUUAAUUUAACUGUAAUUACACCGUAUUUUACAAGUGAAACAGUCUAUAUAUUAAAAACAAAAAAACAUUCCAAGAUGAAAGCUUCUGUCAGGAUUGAACAGAUUUGUGACUACAUGCCUUUAAGUGGAAUUAACAGGAUUGUUUAUCAUAUGACUUGAGUUAUUUUUGUUGAUUUUAGGUCCAAAAUCUAUAAAGAUAUAUUUCAAUUUCACAUAUAACCAUUAUUUCAACAUGUGUAGGAUAAUUGUGCCUGUAUUCCCGCUUCAUGUACUGUGUUACCAGUAUGUGUCACUUAUUAAACCCAAUCUCUAGCUGUUGUAUUGGUGCCAUGUUGCUGACACUCUGUGCAAGACAGUUUUUGCAUGUCAGCAACCCUUUUUUUUUUUUUUUUGGUCAAAUUUGCUCCUCCCUGACUUCCAUUUCUACAGAAUCUGCAUUGCGCAGCAUUAAAGUGACAAACGCCAAUGUAACGUGCCCCAGUUUGAAGGAUUUAGGAGGAGAUUUUAAUGUGCCUUCACAGCUUUCUGUCAACCAAAGGUUUAGCGUCCCUUUUUUUUUGCUUUUUUCCUUUAUCCAGUUCUUCCCACUUGUCACCGCUGCGUGGUAUUUGGUUAAAGCUUUGCAUGUGUAUCAGUUGAGUCUGAUUAGUGAGCGAUGUGUUGGGGUGUCUGAGAACAUCCUUAUAGAGAAGGUAUUUCCUCAUUUAGCGCUCACUACGUUUAUGUAGGCUGAAAAUGUCAUUGUUCAAUGUUUUGUGUCAAUCAUAAAAUGCCCAUUAGUUGAUAUUGUGUGUAGUUUCAAGUGACCUUACUGUAGCUGAUCUCAUCAAGUAUAACUUCUUCAUGUACAGUAUAAAAAAUAUGUGCUGAUGUUCAUUCAGAAACAUAACCCCAGGUGUGAUGUAAUCAUGACCUGAAUCUCAUAUAUGAGCACCUCAAGUAACGGUAUCACAUAUUGUUGGUUGUGAAGAAACUGUCAUGGUUUUCAACGAAAUAGUUUUUUUAUGUCUGUAUGUAUUUCAUAUAAGACUAGUUUAAAACGUUCACUUUUGCAGUUUAGCCACUUAAAUAUGUAAAAAAAAAAAAAAAAAAAAAAACCAUCCUCAAUA
Xiphias gladius (swordfish) is the source of this 4855-nucleotide messenger RNA. RefSeq names its product NCK adaptor protein 1b (gene nck1b). NCBI's taxonomy places the organism in Eukaryota, Metazoa, Chordata, Actinopteri, Istiophoriformes, Xiphiidae. The record is from RefSeq and is a predicted model, not a curated record. Gene Ontology annotation, molecular function: ephrin receptor binding. Gene Ontology annotation, biological process: negative regulation of PERK-mediated unfolded protein response; negative regulation of endoplasmic reticulum stress-induced eIF2 alpha phosphorylation; positive regulation of translation in response to endoplasmic reticulum stress. The transcript is spliced from 5 exons. Bases 321 to 1502 code for a protein of 393 amino acids.